CCUUGACAGGUGGCGCUGCGUACACACUCCGCCAUAUUGCUGUUGCUGAUUCACAACAUAGUGCACUACAUCUAUUUGAAGAUUAGAGGAGAUCGACAGGUGUAACCAUGGCGGCUGGCCCUUAUAAUUACUCGUACAUAUUUAAGUACAUCAUCAUCGGGGACAUGGGAGUUGGAAAAUCCUGUCUUCUCCAUCAAUUUACAGAAAAGAAAUUUAUGGCAGACUGUCCACAUACUAUUGGAGUUGAAUUCGGAACAAGGAUUAUUGAAGUUUCUGGACAGAAGAUAAAGUUGCAGAUUUGGGACACUGCUGGACAGGAGAGGUUCCGGGCGGUGACCAGGAGCUACUACAGAGGAGCAGCAGGGGCAUUGAUGGUCUACGAUAUCACAAGGAGGAGCACAUACAAUCACCUAAGUAGCUGGCUUACAGAUGCGAGGAACCUAACAAAUCCCAACACCGUGAUAUUUCUGAUUGGUAAUAAGUCUGAUUUAGAAGCCCAGAGAGAUGUUACAUAUGAGGAGGCUAAACAGUUUGCUGAUGAAAAUGGUCUAAUGUUUCUUGAAUGCAGUGCCAAAACGGGUGACAAUGUAGAAGAUGCAUUUUUAGACACAGCAAAGAAGAUUUACCAGAACAUUCAAGACGGAAGCUUGGACUUGAAUGCAGCUGAAUCAGGUGUUCAACACAAGCCAGCCACCCCCAGAAAUCCCAUUAACACAGACCAAGCUCCCAUUGACAAGGGCUGUGCCUGUUGAUGACCCCGCCUCUGUCCUAGACAGGUUGAUAUAUAACUGUGUAUUCAUUCCAAGGAUGUGUGCAAACUGUUCUCUUGAUCAAAAUGGUUCCAGUCUCGCAGCACCAUGCUGUAGAAUCUUCAUGGGAGUUGUGGAGUUUAUAUUGCAUUCUAUUUACUCUGGAUGUAGGUCUGUUAUAGGAAAUGAAAACAAAUUGUGAUCCAAGGCUGUGGUGGAAGACUUUUUGCAAAUAAUCAAUUCAGAGUCAUAAUCUCUCUUUAUGUAAUAAUGGUGCAAUAUUUCUUUAUUUAUUUAAAAUGGGCUGAUGAAUUAUUUUGAUCAUUGAACACAUGCAUUGACUGCAAUUCAUUUUAAAAUGAACACGAGUCAUAUUAAACUGUGUUUUAUUUGGGACCUGGAUGGUGUGUGACAGUGUGUGAGAUUUUCCAAGCAGGGGGAGACCCCUAGUCAUGUGGUAGAACUAAAGAAUAUGAUGGAGAUAAUGUGAUUGUUCUGUUAAUGUUACUGUUUUGUUAACUUAUGUAUCAACUCCUCGAUGUACGUGUACUCCCGUGGCUGUUGCACUUUGAUAUAUUGAUAGAUUCGCUGGACCAUUCUUUUAAUAUUGACAUUGAAUGUUUUUUCCCUACCAAUUUUCUUAUGAUUAUAAACCAAGUGUUUAGCUUCAUUUAAAUUUAAGGGGAAUAUAGGUAAUAAGAAGUUAAGAACAUGAUAAAUUACCAGUAUUGACCAAUAGAUAAUUGUGGUACUUGCUUUGGGGGGGAGGGAAAUUCACAUCACUUGGGCAGGCCCAGUUACUAGUUAUUGAUGUUCUAAAACAUUAGGAUGUACAUAUGUACUCAUCACUCAGGCUGUAAUUGUACAUACCAGUCGUGUAAAUACCACCCCCAUGUCGGCUAUAUGUAGCAUGUAUAUCAACAUUGUCUUUCUAGCCUAGUUUGUACUUGUGUCCUUAUUUUAAUGCUUCUUGUGAUAUUGAAAAGAUUUUGUAAGGAAUUUCACAUUACACCAUCAUCAGAGGCCUAUGCUAACCCAGUGUAUGGGUACUGUCAUAGGCUCUGAUGAUAUUACAUAUCUCUGCAAAAAAUUUUGUUCAUGGAUUUAUGAAAUUGUAUUUGUUUUUAUGUAUGUGUAUCAAGAGUUGUAUAGCUUUCCAUCUAAAAAUUAGAGCAAGUGCUAUUUAUAUUGAGUGCUUAUACUUAAGUGCUGUAAUUUAAUUUGAUUUUAAAAUUAUCUACCAUCAAUUAUGGAUUGUGCAAAUUGAUUAGGUCACCAGGUCAUCUACAAGAGCAGAUUCCUGGUAGGAUAAUUUAUCUCAUAUUAUCAGGGUCUGUUUCUGUGUUAGUAAUUUAUUGUUCCCCUACAUGUAAAUAACCAAUACAUAGACAAUAAUCCACUGAUUGAUAUGAACUAACAGUUAUUGCUUUAUCAAUAAUAUUACGUGGGCGUUAUUUAAAAACAUUCUAGGAAAAUUAAAUGUAGAAAAAAAUUGUGAUACCUUUACAUGUGUAAAUUACCUUCACUCAUUUAAGAUAAUAUAUUGAAGUCUAAGAAUAAAUAAUGAAAUGCAAA
Molecule: messenger RNA, 2324 nt
Organism: Magallana angulata
Lineage: Eukaryota; Metazoa; Mollusca; Bivalvia; Ostreida; Ostreidae
Product: ras-related protein Rab-14
Exons: 9
Coding region: 108-752 (214 amino acids)
Biological process (GO): defense response to bacterium; endocytic recycling; phagosome maturation
Cellular component (GO): trans-Golgi network; Golgi apparatus; recycling endosome
Molecular function (GO): GTPase activity; GTP binding
Source: RefSeq, a predicted model, not a curated record